This is a messenger RNA of Amborella trichopoda, 234 nucleotides long. NCBI's taxonomy places the organism in Eukaryota, Viridiplantae, Streptophyta, Magnoliopsida, Amborellales, Amborellaceae. The record is from the annotation of a RefSeq genome assembly.
AUGAAAGAACAAAAAUUAAUUCAUGAAGGUUUAAUUACUGAAUCACUUCCCAAUGGCAUGUUCCAAGUUCGCUUAGAUAAUGGAGACCUGGUUCUAGGUUAUGUUUCAGGAAGGAUCCGACGUAGUUUUAUACGGAUAUUACCAGGCGAUAGAGUGAAAAUUGAAGUAAGUCGUUAUGAUUCAACCAGGGGACGUAUUAUUUAUAGGCUUCGCAACAAAGAUUCGAAUGAUUAG